Molecule: messenger RNA, 1408 nt
Organism: Aspergillus melleus
Lineage: Eukaryota; Fungi; Ascomycota; Eurotiomycetes; Eurotiales; Aspergillaceae
Exons: 4
Coding region: 156-1169 (337 amino acids)
Source: RefSeq, a predicted model, not a curated record
GGUCAUAUAAAAGGCCGCUGCUGCCAAACGUCGGACACUGUCAGAAUAGACCUCCAGUGAGAACAUCAAAAGAAUCUUACGAGAGUCUUGCAUUCUUCUUCAGCAUAAUUCUUACCUACACAUUACUUGUUGCGCGAGCCGUCAGAAUCAACACAAUGACGACCCUUCCAGUCUUCGGUAAAUUCACAAACGGCGAGGAAGUUGCGGCCACGUUUGGCGAUCGCAUUCAAGGAAAGAAUGUGCUGGUGACCGGUGGAAGCUCAAAGGGCCUUGGUGCUGCCACUGCUAGAAUUCUAGCCGCUCACAAGCCCGCGACCUUGAUCGUAACUUAUCGAUCGAAGGCCAAAGUUGAAGAUGUCCUCUCUGAGUUGCAGUCCAUCUCACCCGAGACCAAAGUCAUCGGUCUAGCUCUGGACUUGGGCGAUCUCGAGUCAGUCCGCGCGGCGGCCAACGAGCUGAACCAGUCCAUCACGCACUUGGACAUCCUCAUCAACAACGCUGGUGUUAUGUCCGUCCAGGACCGCGAGCUGACCAAGUUCGGCAUUGAGAUGCAAUUUGGAACGAAUCACGUUGGACAUUUCCUUUUCACUAACCUGAUCCUCCCCAAGGUGCUGGCCGCCGCGGAGAAGAAUCCCCCCGAGGCUACGAGGAUCAUCAAUAUUACGGGAGGCUGGCAUCAAUUCAGUCCGAUCCGAUUCGACGACUACAACUGGGAGGGAAAGCCUAUCCCAACAGACCAGGAGCCUAACAAGGCCGUGCUUGCUCACUUCGGGGCCAAGUCUGAGGGAGACUAUCUUCCUGAGGCGGCCUAUGCUCAGUCCAAAACAGCCAACAUUCUCUUCUCGGUGGCUUUGAACACUCGGUUGAAUAGCCGGGGCAUUGUUUCUUAUGCCGUUAACCCAGGAGGUAUCCUGACUGAGAUUGGUCGCCAUAUUCCCUUGGAGAAGGCUCAGAAAAUCAUUGAAUCCGGCUUGUUGGACAAAACCCCCGAGCAGGGAGUGGCCGGAGCCAUUGUGGCUGCGUUGGAUCCGAGGGUCACUUUAAGCAACCCUGUUUACCUGGAUGAUUGCCAGCAGAUUCCUCCUUCAGGAUAUGCUAGUGACCCGGAGCUGGCCGAGAAACUUUGGAAGCUGACUGAGGACAUUGUCGGACAACAGUUUACCGUGUAAUAUAAUUCCAUGGGGGCCAUAUUCGAUGGUAAGCAGAUAGUUGCAUGUUGAAUGGACGUUUAGUAUAUCACGAAGUCAAAAUAUAGUACCAUUUAUUGUUUACCGGGAGAUAUUGAGAUUUACAGUACUGGUAUUCAAAUCGUAUGAAAACUUUACUGUACCAGACGGUAUCUUUGUAGAUGACAAAUCGUAUUGAUUACUCAUCCCCAACGGCUGCGGCCCGCUAGACCCAUCUUGGC